Messenger RNA from Phyllopteryx taeniolatus (common seadragon), 1850 nucleotides. Its product is annotated as ranBP-type and C3HC4-type zinc finger-containing protein 1-like. Gene Ontology annotation, biological process: protein linear polyubiquitination; proteasome-mediated ubiquitin-dependent protein catabolic process; positive regulation of canonical NF-kappaB signal transduction. The record is from RefSeq and is a predicted model, not a curated record. Lineage: Eukaryota; Metazoa; Chordata; Actinopteri; Syngnathiformes; Syngnathidae. Gene Ontology annotation, cellular component: LUBAC complex. Gene Ontology annotation, molecular function: ubiquitin binding; ubiquitin-protein transferase activity. Bases 1 to 1284 code for a protein of 427 amino acids. The transcript has 8 exons.
AUGGCACUCAGCUCGGGCGGCUGGGCUCCGCAGGUCUCGUUGCUCGCUUCUUCCCAGCCCGGAGCCUGCGACACCGGGGCCGGGUCGGCUCCCUCGUCGGCUUGCUGCAGCACCGUCUUAAUGUCCGUCCGCGUGUCGGUGUCCCACUCCGGUAUCCGCCCCUUGUGCCUGCCCGGAGCCGACAGCGAGGCUCUGCGCCUCCAGCUCAGCAUGGACCCGAGCCGGGCCGGAGAGUUUCGACUGGCCCUGCGGGACACCAGCGGGAACCGCAACGUGUUGGUGGAGUUCGACCUGCGCUCGGUGCACUACGAGGUGAAGUCGGCGCGCUGCCACGAGAUGCGUCUGACGGCGCCGCCCCACGACUUCAUCCGCUUCUCCUUCCGCUGCGACCGCGAGGCCGAGGAGUGGGCCACCGUGGUCACGUCGUCUCUGCGAGAGGCCCGGCGGGUUGCAAACAUGGCCGUCAACGAAGGAAGCGGCAAGCACACGCAGGCCGCCGACGCCGCGACGGAAACGUCACUGCCGCUCGCCGAGGAGCUUUGCCUGGAGCUCGUCAAGGCGGUGGAGGCAGGCGACGCCCAAGCCGCCGCCCAGCACGCGUCCGCUCUGGCCCGCCAGAAAGCGGCGCUGAGCAUCCAGCCGGCCGAGAAGAACUACGCCACCGGGGAGAUCAGUCUGUCUGUGGUGGUGGAGGAUGUCUCUUCUUCCUGUUGCUUCACCGUCAAAGUCUUCCCCUACAUGACGGUGGCUUCACUCAAACAACAGGUGUUUGUGGAGUACAGCUUUCACCCGCGCGUGCAGCGCUGGGUGAUGGGUCAGUGUCUGUGCGCAGACACUCGCUCGCUGGCCUCCUACGGCGUGCAGCGCGACGGCGACACGGCGUACCUCUACCUAAUCUCGGCGCGCCAGGCCCGCAUCACCCGACAGCUGUUCCAGCAGGACCUGGAGGGCGCCGUGUCCGCCCCGCCUCUUCUGUCCGGCAACGGGCCCGCAUCUCAAGACCGCCGGGGCUACAGCACACUGCCGCCGCGGUUACCCAACAGCAACCAGGUUGGUGGCGAUAAACCAGCUGACCUCCAGGUUGUGUUUGACAUGGAGCACCUGCAGCUGAACAACAAAGCUGCCCGAACACAGACGGAGUGGGCGUGUCCCUCAUGCACUUUCAUCAACAAGCCUUCUCGUCCGGGCUGCGAGAUCUGCGCUACGGCCAAACCCGACGCACACGCCGCCGCCGACGCCCCGCAGCAGGCAGCGCGCGGCGAGCCGGCCUCAACCAGCAGCUGACCGCCCGUCGCCGCCGUCUGCUCUCGCACUCUUCCCUCUGCCCCGCCCCCACGCGCUACGCCGGUGUUGCCAUACGUUGUCCACACACACACACACACACCACGAUGAUUGUCAAGUGCACUGAGAGUCCCGGCAGCCGAUUGGCUGCUGGAGACAUUUAAAGCACUGUAGCAUGACGCCGGAGAAGAGAGUUCGGCCAUUUUCCACAAGAUGCUUUGAGUUUAGCCACACCUCUUACUUUUUAAUUUCAUUUUUGAAAAAAAAAAAAAAAAAAAAAGAGGCCCUUAUAUUUAUUGGAGGGGAGGUGGUGACGGAAGGUGUGGGGAUCGUUAGAUUUCCGUCAGGGCAAAACUGUGAAGUUGGAGAUGAGAGGAUGUUUACUCUUUACAAAUCUAUUUUAAUGGGCGUGUUUUUUUUAAAGGAUUCAUAAUUGAUGUACAUUUUAGUAGCUGAUUUGAUUUUAUUCGAUUCCCUCAAGUUGUGACAGCGACGGAAUGAUGUUUUCAGUACAUAUUACUGUGUAAAAAGUCAAAUGACGUUAGCUGAAUAAACAAUGCAUCAUACCA